Molecule: messenger RNA, 1586 nt
Organism: Rubroshorea leprosula
Lineage: Eukaryota; Viridiplantae; Streptophyta; Magnoliopsida; Malvales; Dipterocarpaceae
Source: the annotation of a GenBank genome assembly
CCAAGAGCAGCAUCAAGUUUAUACUUGGCACGUCUAGGAAGGAACAGGUCGGGUGUGGAGAUGGGUUUCCUGUAUUUCUCGAAAAUCUGUGCAAAGUUUAGGGAGUUUUUAGUCGUGUGGUUGAUGGUGAUGGCAUUGUCAAGUUGUUUAAGUAAUCCCAAGUGUGAAUUUGAAGCAAUCUUCAAUUUUGGGGAUUCAAAUUCCGACACCGGUGGGUUUUGGGCAGCAUUUCCGGCACAGUCAGGGCCCUAUGGCAUGACGUACUUCAACAGGCCGGUGGGUCGUGCAACUGACGGAAGACUCAUUAUUGAUUUUUUGGCACAAGGUCUAGGAUUGCCAUUUCUCAGCCCGUAUUUGCAAUCUAUUGGAUCUGACUUUAGGCACGGAGCAAACUAUGCAACACUGGCAUCUACUGUUCUAUUGCCAAACACUUCCUUGUUUGUCACCGGGAUCAGCCCUUUUUCUCUUGCAAUUCAGCUCAACCAGAUGAAGGAAUUCAAGGUCAGAGUUGACCAACAUCAUGCCGGAGAUGAGAAGCUCCCGUCGCCGGAUAUCUUUGGCAAAGCUCUAUACACAUUAUACAUUGGUCAGAACGAUUUUACUUCAAAUUUGAACGUCAUUGGAACAGAAGUAGGAAAGCAGUAUGUCCUUCAAGUCAUCUCCCAAAUUGCAAGUACCAUCAAGGAGCUAUAUGGGCUAGGGGGCCGUGCAUUUCUGGUUCUCAACCUUGCUCCGGUUGGCUGUUAUCCAUCCCUUUUGGCUGGGCAGUCUCGUAACAGCUCAGACCUGGACGGGUUCGGUUGCUUGGUUUUCUACAACAAGGCUGUAGUGGAUUACAAUGAAAUGUUGAAGGAAGCACUGACCCAAACGAGAGUAGCCCUUCCAAAUGCUUCCCUCAUUUACGUAGACACACAUGCUGUCCUGUUAGAUCUAUUCCAGCAUCCAAAAUCCCAUGGUCUCAAGUAUGGCACUAGAGCAUGUUGUGGGUACGGUGGUGGUGCCUAUAAUUUUGACCCAAAACUUUACUGUGGAAAUACCAAGCUGAUUGAUGGGAAGAAUGUGACAGCAUCAGCCUGUAACGAUCCAAACUACUAUGUAAGCUGGGAUGGUAUACAUACAACUGAAGCAGCAAAUAGGCUAAUUACACAGGCAAUACUUAAUGGUUCCUACUUUGAUCCUCCAUUUCCACUACACGAGCUAUGUGAUCUCAACCCUGUAGGAUGACCAACAAGGUACGGCAGAUUCGUACUUUAGAUCUUUUUAAUUAUGAAAAAAAGCAGAAAUAGAUACACCCGGUGAGUAGAAACAACCCAGUCAUGAUGAUUUGAAAUGUGUGGAUUGUAAUGCGCACGUACAAAACAAAAACAAUGUUGCAGUUGUUGCAGGUCAUUGUUUGAAUUCAUGGUACUAAAUUGAAAAUUGAUACGAUUCAGUAGAUGAUAAGGACUGGAUAGCGUAGAGGAAAAUAUUCAUUAACUCUGACGGGGAUACUGCUGGUUCUGCUCAAGGUUUGUUUGGGAUUUGGGAAUGCAUGUGUCGGUAGGCCUACAUAAGUCACUCUUGCAAAAUUAAUUCAUGAAUAUUUC